AUGGACUCCAAUGCAUUACAAGAUGCAUUUUUGAUGCCCACAAAAAAUGUCCUUGAUAAUAAACCCAUCGAAAGUCGCUACUUAUUGCUCGACUGUCUAGGUAAGGGAUCAUAUGGCACAGUUUGGAAGGCUCAAAAUAUUCAAACCAAGAAAGUCUUUGCCAUAAAAAAGGUUGACAAGACUCGCGUUGGAACGAAAGGUUUACAGGAAUUAAUGGGUGAGGUUGAGUCCAUGAGCAUGCUAAGCCACCCAAAUAUAGUCAAGCUAGAGGAAACUUACCAGGAUGAUUCGAACCUUUGGAUUAUAAUGGAGUAUCUAGCCUGCGGCACUCUUGAUCAAAUGCUAAAAAAAAAAGGUUCUCUUUCUGAGGCUUCGAUCAAAAAUAUUGUCACUCAGCUAUUACUGGCACUAGAAUAUAUUCACAGUAAAGGUAUUGUCCAUCGCGACUUGAAGCCAGCCAACUGCCUUAUCUCUGAGGAUGGCAGCACAGUGAAGAUAUCUGAUUUUGGCUUUGCCGUUCUAGCGGGAAGUGAGCAAUGCUUGACCACUUACUGCGGGACUAUUUCCUUCAUGGCUCCCGAAAUUCUUAUGAAACUCAAUUAUGGUAAAAAAGUUGACAUGUGGGCCUUGGGGAUUCUUACUUAUCUUCUUUUUUCUGGUGAGUACCCUUUUAAGGGAGACAAUUCUAGUACCCUCCGACGUGAGAUCUGUGCAAAUCAUUCUUGGGUAAAUCGUAAUAAGCAACUUAAGGAAGUCCCACAGUUGUAUGAUUUCAUUAACAGAUUACUCAGAUUUGAACCAAUAAAGCGUAUGACUGCUAGAGAGUCAUUACAGCAUCAAUGGAUUAAAUCAAGAAUGAAUUCGUUUAGAGACUUUGUUUCCUUUGCACCGUGCUUACCGUUAGGUGAAUUUGGCACAUAUUCACCAGGUGGAAUCAGACUGGUGAGCCGGUUUAGAUCAGCAGUGGUAGCAAUCCUAGCGGUACACCGAUUAGUCUAUUGGCAGCGAUGCCGUCGGCUUGAAAAACUUGGUUAUGGUCAUAUAAGUGUGUUACGAAACCUACAUUACUUUGUGACCAAGUGCUUUGAACCCAAGUGGAGCGGAAAACCGGUAUUCUACUGUGGUCACAUGUUUGCGCAGUGCCCUAUGGCAAUUACAGAGUUAUUACCCAUGGUUGCCGCGUCAAAGUCAAUAGAAGAACUCAACUUGAGCCACAACAAUAUUAAUAGUCUUAGCCUUGUGCAGGAUAUAUUGCUUACAGUCGCACACCAUCCAAGUGUUGAGGUUAUUAACCUGUCCUAUAAUCCAAUUCCUGCUGUAGCUGGACGUGGUUUGUUGCGACUAGCGCGUAAUACCUCGUCAAAGUUGCGUCGCAUAGAAGUCAUUGGUACUCCAAUUGCAAUAGAUGUUGUUAAGCAAUUAAGUACACUUUUAAAGGAAAAGAAUGCACCAAUUACAUCCGUAAGUACAAAUGUUUCUACAACAUGUACAUCGAGUGCUGGAAAAGCAGGGUCAUACUUUUCAAAAAGGAGCACUAAAAAUUCCACGAUUCCACGGCUUCCAAUUCACAAUCCUAUCCACAGUAGUGACACUGCCCUUCGGGAACAACCCACUCCAAACAAGAAAUUAGGUGAAAAGGAUGAAAUAAAGCCAGACCAGUUGCCCUACAUUAUGAAAAGCGGUUGCUUACAUAGUACUAUUAAACGGAAUUUGCGUUUAUCAAAUACAAGAAAAGAUUAA
This is a messenger RNA of Phytomonas sp. Hart1, 1740 nucleotides long. The record is from the annotation of a GenBank genome assembly. NCBI's taxonomy places the organism in Eukaryota, Euglenozoa, Kinetoplastea, Trypanosomatida, Trypanosomatidae.